Brassica rapa (field mustard) is the source of this 903-nucleotide messenger RNA. RefSeq names its product ubiquitin domain-containing protein 7SL RNA1-like. Gene Ontology annotation, biological process: proteasome-mediated ubiquitin-dependent protein catabolic process. The record is from RefSeq and is a predicted model, not a curated record. Gene Ontology annotation, cellular component: nucleoplasm; cytosol. Gene Ontology annotation, molecular function: polyubiquitin modification-dependent protein binding; proteasome binding; ubiquitin binding. Lineage: Eukaryota; Viridiplantae; Streptophyta; Magnoliopsida; Brassicales; Brassicaceae.
AUGAGGGUGUUCGUGGACACUAAGUUUGGCUCAACGUUCACCUUUGAUCUUAGUCCCAUCAAUAAACUUUCAGAUAUCAAAAAGCGGAUCGAGAACUCUCAUGGUAUCCCUGUUUCCACGCAAAAGCUCUUCUUCGAUGGCGUGGAACUUCUUGUAGAUCGUUAUCAGCUCCCAACGUAUCGUAUCCUCAGUAACUCUCGCCUCCUCCUCGAAGUACGUGAUGAUCACGUCAACAAUCAAAUGCUCCACCAAUCUCCAUAUGCAACUCAAGGCUUCGUCCCUUCCAUGGCGAUGCGCAACUACGAUCAACUGCCACCGUCCCAUGCAAGUUCGUCUUUCUUUAAUCAAGAUCCGCAUACGAUGGCGAAGAGCAACCAAGUACCACCUUCACAUGCAAGUGAAGCUUUCUAUAAUCAAGAUCGGCUUGAGAGCAACGACGGUCAAGUGCUUCAUCAACCCGAUGUACUAGAGUCAUUUUCCAUGGACGAGUUUCUUGAAAGAGCUCCAUUGCCUUGGACAGCCCAAGAAACCAGAAAAAUGGAAGGUUCCUGGCCUGGGACAACCGGAGACAACGUUAACAUUCAAGAAUCGUGUGGGAGAGACAACGAGAAUCAAGAUUUGGCUCCACCGCCGCAGAAGCUGACAGUAAUCAUGACGCAUUACGAUAAACCUGGGGGUGACUUUCUUGUUGAUGUGAAUGCGAGUGAUAACGUUGAAGAGCUGAGGAAAGAGCUGGAGAAGAUGCAACAGAAGUAUCAGUUAGAUCUGCCUGCAGAAGGGUACUUCUUUAAGUACAAAGAGAGAGUGUUGGUCGAUGAUAAGUCCUUCAGCAUGAACCGAGUAGCUAACGGUGAUACCAUUGAGAUUUUGCCCGAACCUGAUAUCAAGGACUUCUAUACAUAG